AAUGUGCAAAUGAUUUUAAAAAAAAAAAAAAAAAAUAUUGUGUGUUUCUUGCUUUUUAGAUGAGAAUGGUAGUUCGAGGUUAAAGUAGUAUUCGUGGAAAGAUAUAAUGUCGGACCGUGAAAGUGGGGAUGAACAGCAUCCUGCCCAAAGAGGGCAGAUGGUGCCUCAGGGGGAACAAGAGCUGGCCACCAAAAUGCUACAGAUUCAAUCAAAGAGAUUUUAUUUAGAUGUGAAACAAAAUAGAAGAGGCAGAUUCAUUAAAGUUGCUGAAGUUGGGGCAGCUGGAAGGAAGAGUAGACUACUUCUAGCUAUGUCUACUGCUGCAGAAUUCAGAGACCAUCUUACUUCGUUUAGUGAACUUUAUGCCUCUUUAGGCUCUUUAGGUCCACCAAAUCCUGAUAAUUUACCAGAGGAUGGAAAAUUAAAGAGUGAAGUUAUGGUUAAAGAUAAUAGGCGCUAUUAUUUGGACCUCAAAGAAAAUUCUCGUGGAAGGUUCCUAAGGGUUUCACAAACUAUAGCUAGAGGUGGACCUCGUUCCCAAAUUGCAAUACCAGCUCAAGGUAUGAUAGAAUUCAGAGAUGCUUUAACAGAUCUGUUAGAAGAAUUUGGAACUGAUGAUGGAGAGUUUAAAGGAGAAUUACCAGAAGGCCAACAUAUGAGAGUAGAAAAUAAAAAUUUUUAUUUUGAUAUUGGUCAAAAUAGCAGAGGAAUUUACAUGCGUAUAUCAGAAGUUAAAAGUAAUUUGAGAACAGCCAUCACCAUUCCAGAAAAAUCAUGGUCCCGUUUUCGCGAUAUAUUUGCUGACUAUGUAGACAAGAUGAAAGAAUUGUCCGAAAAGUCUGCUACAGGGGGUAAAUGAAAAAGUUCUCUCUAGUGCCAUCCUGAGCAAAAUCAAUUGUACAGAGACAUUAGUAGUAUGCGACACGUUCUUUGCAGAUUCCGACUGUCCCGCUGGUGAUUGUUUAGGUGCUGUUAUUUGUUCCCGGUGAAUGACUGUUUUCUUUGUUGCGUCGCUAAGAGAUAAAUAUUUAAAAAAAAUUAAUAAAUAAAUAAAAGCUUUGGCCCAUGCUAACGCUGGGCCCUUGUCUCUAUGGACCAGAAACCCGGUGAAAAUAUGGAUGCUGUAGCUGUGUUGUUUGUUUUGUUAAGUAUUGGAUUCUGAUUGUUCUUCGUAAAAUAUGAACACUUGCAAAAAAGUGCACCUAGGUGAUUUGUCAAAUUACUAUUUUCAAAAAACUUAGUUUUAAAAAAUGUUUGCGAUGGAAUUUAUGUGAUUUUACUUCUACACUGGACUGGUGAUCAUUUUUCAGAGUAUAUACAUACAUAUAUAUAUAUAUAUCUUUGCUUUGUUCAGAUGUUUAAAGAUUUAAUUAUUUUAUUUGAUACAGGAUUGAGUUUGUAGUUGAUUAUUUUUCUACGUGUACAUAAGUAUGCUGUUGCUACAAAUAUUUUAUAUCUUUAAACCUUUGUGAAAAUUUUACCGUGCUAUAAAUUGCAAAAUCCAUAUUGUUAUAAUGAACAGACAGUAUUAUAGUUGACUGUUUUAUUGUUGUAUUAUAAAACAUGCUAUGGCCCUUAGAAAUAUUUUUAAAAAAAAGUUGUUUUGUUUUUUUUCUUCAUCCAGGCAUACUAGUUUAAUGGCUUUGAAAAAUUUAAAAUAAUACACUCAUGAAUUUUGUGAUUACCUCUGCAGUGUAGUUUCAUGUUUUGUUUUGUUAGAUAUAUAUAUAUAUAAAUUUGUAAAAGGCUUCUCUCUGUGAAAAAGGAAAAAAAAAGCGCAUUUUUUAUUGUUGAUGCAAAGAUUUAUUUAUUAAACUGCAUGUUGUACACAUAUACUUUAAAUGCAGCUUAAUGUUACAUUAUAAUGAAUCUUAUUAAUAUUUUUAUCGAUUAGAAUGUUGGGAUCGGGGCUUGCUCGUUUUUUAAACUUGCGUUUCUAAAGUCUCCUAGCCUUCAAGCAGCUUGCUGCUGUAUUUGAUUUGCUGAUUGAAUUUUUUAUACCAUAUCUUAACUUUUAUAAAGAUUUUAGACUUAUAUAACUGCUAAUGUAUUUGAUGAGUAAUUGUAGUUUGUGUGAUUUGCUUGGAGGCUUAUUAUGUAGGGAUAAUUAAUUAUUUUAAGUUGUGGACAAAAUUAUGUAUUGGUUUUAUUUUUCACAUUUUAAGGAUCAUCAGUCUUGUUACAUAUUAAAUAAAUUUCUAGUUAGUACUUGUUAAUGUCUUUCAACAGAUGUAUAAAUAAGUUGACUGCUGUGCGUGUUGCUGUUGAAACUUGAGAUUUUGGAAACGCAACUUGCCUGUUUUGGGUAAGGGCAUAUAUGACAUUAACACUUAAGAGAAGUGGGUAUUAUUGUGUGUAAAAUUCUGCUUCUGCAGAUUGUAAGAUAGCUCUAUUUUUAUUCUCUCAAGGGUAACUUAUCUUCGUAGAUUAAAUUAUAAUUAAACUCUAAAUUGCUAUUAUCAUUCAGCCACUUAAGCUUAUUAUAUUGUUAUUUUGCUUAUAAAUUCUUUAAAUAAUUCGUAAAGUUUUAACCUCAUUGUACCUAACACUACUAGUAUCUAAAUCAAUAUGUUUAAUUUUUAAAUCUCAGGAAUGGCAAUUUGUAAGAUUAUGAGUUAAUAAUAAGUGAUAAUGUUAUGUAAGUUCUACCCUUUUGAUGGUUUAUCGUGAAGUAUAAACUAAGCCUCUAGUCAUCAGAAACUGCUGGCAUUUUCAAUGGCACCCUUAAUAAUGUGUGCCACCUAUAAUUCAACAUAAGCUUUGUGCAGCACAGAAAUCAAGUAAUUUAUUCUGUGUGCUGUACCAAUUUUUCCAUUUUAAUUGUUAAAAAAAAACUGCACAAAUUCCUCAUUGGUCUGAGGGUUAUAAAAUUUUACUGUGAUGCCACUGAUAUCUGUUGAACUUGGCAAUGUUUACGUGCUUCAAACAUGACUAAAACAGAGAGCUGUUUUUUCCAAAAGUUGUUGCUUGUUACAUAACCUGAACCGUUUAGUGACCAGGAAAUGUGUUCAGUGAUAUGACCCAAAUCAAAAUGGGAAAACAAAUUUGAAAUAUGUAUUUUCUCCUACAGUGUAAAAAAAAUAAAAUAAUAAUAAUAAAUUGGGAGGGAUCGGUACAGAUACUGAAAGUGAAAUUACAUUCACUGUAGUUUUAGCCUGUUGAAAACUUACUAGCAGUCUUUCUCUGUAUAUAUCAAAAGUCUUUUUUGAAUUGACUUAAAAAAUUAGGACACAACUUUGUACAUUUUUAUGGGCAGUUAGAAUUUUCUUUAUUGUUCUGAAAGAUAUAGAAUCACAAAUGAAAUGCUUUUAGUUAUGAGAUGCCCUUGUAUUUCUUUGUGUAAAUAUUUGUAUUGUUUUAAGUACUUUUACGAUCAGGUCUUUUGAUUUCUUAAGAGCUCGCCUAUUGGACUAUGUUUGAAUAUAAUUUUUUGUGGAAAGAGUUUCCUGUUCAAAAUUUUAAAUCUGUGAGCUACUUCUUAUUUUUACUGAAUGAACUGAACGUUGGUGUUAUUUUUUUCUCCCUCUACUUCUUGUUAAAUGAAUAUAUGGAAAUAUCUUGUGACUUGUUAUUUUUAGUCCUAUUAAAUAAUUUUACUUAUUAGACAAAUACUAGUACUCUAAAUUUUUCAUUAAAGCUAUUUUUCGAGACUAGGUAAUGUAAGAUGUGUCUGUGUUUCGGAAGAAAGCCUUGGGAACGACACUUGUGUAAAAAGGUGUUAUAAAACACAAAAAUCAAUGAACUUGCCAUUAUUUUCUUCUGGAUAGUUACGUUUGAAAGAAAUGUCUGUAGUAGUUGAAAAUGUUAUGAUCCUUAGGUGAGCUGCACCUGACUUUUAUUUCAAAGAAAAAAUUUUAAGUGAAACUUUGUCAAAUGCUGUUGUUACAUAAGUCUAUUUGCAGUGACAAAGAGAGUCAUUUCUCACACACCGGCCAUUGCUAGCUAUACUUUUCUAUUAGCAGUUACUGCCAGGCUGCUCUUUUUACAUAAAAUAACAUAUGGAAGUGAAAGUAAUACUUUUUUCCAUUCUCAACACUUUUUGGUUUUGAACUAUUUUAAGAAAAUAAGACGUUGUGUGUGGCCCCUUUAAAUAUUCUGUUGACUGUGUCCCUCUCGAAUGGUACACUUUAUUUUUAUUAUUUAUAUGGGGUAACAUAGCAAUCACACUGCCACUAAAAAAGAAGAAAAAAAUAACUUUGCUGGAUCGAAAGGUCCAGUGAGUAAGCGCAUCUAGAAAAUUUGAAACGUUAGUUAUUUGUUUGUUACAUUGUUGUAAAAUAAAUGUUAGUGCAGCACUUUAGAUUUAUUUUGUUGGUAAAUUAUGCUAAGUUUCUAUGAACUAUUAUAAAUAAUGCUUUUGUGCAAGGGCAGGUAAAACAUUUACUUGAUAAGGUAAAAUAAAAAUGAACCCGGUGUUUUUAUCUAUUGAGUCAUAUUUAAACUAGAUUUCUAUUUAUUUAAAAUGUUAUUAAUUUGUAUAUGUAUAUCUAUUACUUCUAUAGAAUGUUUUUAAAUGUGUAUACUCUACAAUGCAUUCUUAUUUUUCAUGUUUAUUGCUGUUGUAUUUGAAAACAAAAACAUGACUGUGAAUUUUUAUUAAAUUUUUUUUAAGCAUUUAAAAUACUUUUUAUUAUUAUUAUACAUAUUUUUUUCCUUCAUUCAAUUUGGCUAUUGAUUUUCAAAUAAGUGUGAGAUAUAUCUAUGGCAAACAUAAAAAACUGCCCUUGCUUCUUUUUUUUUAACCUUUUUAUUUAUGAAUUUACUUAAGCUAAAAUUUAUUAACUUUAUUUCACCCACAUCAGAGCUUUAAAGAGAGAUUAGUGGGAAUACUGUUAAAACUGCACAGUUUUAUGACUUAUGUAAAACCAUUUGUAGAUAUAUUUGUGAAAUUUUAUGUAACUUACUAUGUUUUAAAAAUAUUCCUCUA
Molecule: messenger RNA, 4927 nt
Organism: Parasteatoda tepidariorum (common house spider)
Lineage: Eukaryota; Metazoa; Arthropoda; Arachnida; Araneae; Theridiidae
Source: RefSeq, a predicted model, not a curated record